Messenger RNA from Bacidia gigantensis, 1071 nucleotides. RefSeq lists its product as uncharacterized. Bases 1 to 1071 code for a protein of 356 amino acids. Gene Ontology annotation, cellular component: endoplasmic reticulum membrane. The transcript has 2 exons. Gene Ontology annotation, molecular function: fatty acid elongase activity. NCBI's taxonomy places the organism in Eukaryota, Fungi, Ascomycota, Lecanoromycetes, Lecanorales, Ramalinaceae. The record is from RefSeq and is a predicted model, not a curated record. Gene Ontology annotation, biological process: fatty acid elongation, saturated fatty acid; fatty acid elongation, monounsaturated fatty acid; very long-chain fatty acid biosynthetic process.
AUGGCAGAUGUAUUCAAGCAAAUCCCUCUGCCCAGUCUGGACAGACCAUUCGGCGUAGAAUUAUGGCCAAUAUUCGAGGCUGCAUUCACGAAGGUCGCUGGUUUCCCAGCAAGCAAAUUUGUCUUCGUUCCAGGCUCUACUCCUCUGUCGACUUUGUCAUCAUGUGCAGCAAUGCUUACGACUUACUAUGUUGCGAUUUUUGCGGGACGUGAACUCAUGAAGAAGCAAAAACCCUUCAAUCUGAACGGCCUGUUCAUGAUCCACAACCUCUACUUGACGAUCAUUAGUGGUGUUCUCCUGUCUCUCUUCAUUGAGCAAUUGCUACCGACGGUGUGGAGAAAUGGAGUGUUCUACGCCAUCUGUGAUCACAGAGGAGGAUGGACACCUCCUUUGGUCAUACUAUAUUAUCUGAACUACCUUACGAAAUACCUUGAGCUCCUUGAUACCAUCUUCAUGGUCUUGAAGAAAAAGCCACUCACAUUCCUCCACACCUAUCACCACGGGGCCACGGCACUCCUCUGCUUCAGUCAACUGAUCGGCUUGACCUCUGUUUCUUGGGUACCCAUCACUUUGAAUCUUUUGGUACACGUCGUCAUGUACUGGUAUUACUUCCAGGCUGCUCGUGGUGUCAAGAUAUGGUGGAAAAAGUACAUUACUAUGCUCCAAAUCGUGCAAUUCGUGGUCGACUUAGUCUUCGUAUAUUACGCUUCGUACGCUUACUUCUCAUCCACGUACUUCCCUAACCUUCCAUCGCCAGGAAAGUGCGCGGGCGAAGAGUUUGCAGCAUUCGCGGGCAUGGGUAUCUUAAGCAGCUACUUAUUGCUCUUCAUCAGUUUCUAUUUCGCGACGUAUAAAAAAGAUGCAGCAAAGAGUGGCAGGGGGAGAAGGAGGCCAAGGAAGAUGAGUGAGACUGCUACAAGGGCUACAAUUGAUAUGGCGCGGAUGGAGGUGCCAGAUGUGCAUCAGGUCGGGGAGGUAAUGCAUAUCACAGGCUCGGAAAACCAGCAAUUAAAUGGAGCAGCAACAAAUGGAGGCAUUACUCCUAGAGUUACGAGGUCAAAGAAGGCAUAA